CCAUAUUCUCUGCCUUUUCCCAUUCCAAUUCCCACAAUUUCUGUAUCCCAAAUUCUGAUUUCUCCAUGGAUCCUCUGCGGCAGCUUCGAAAUUCCUCCUUAGAACCGGACCCGCAGCUGCCAUCCAUCAAAAUUCACCAUCCAGCCUCUCCUCGCCACCCCUCCGCCGCCACUCCCGUCGCCACCCCCACCCCCACCGCCGGUGCCCGCCGCAAGAUUGGGGUGGCUGUUGACCUUUCCGAAGAGAGUGCAUAUGCUGUUCACUGGGCUGUCCAGCACUACAUUCGCCCCGGCGAUGCUGUCAUUCUUCUCCAUGUCAGCCCUACUUCCGUCCUCUUCGGCGCCGAUUGGGGCUCUAUUGACAUUACUUUGGAUGCCGCCGGUGAUAAUCCUGACGAUGAGGAUGCUGCGAAUUCUGAAAACGGUAACCGCACCGAGCGCUCCAAACGUAAAUUGGAGGAUGAUUUUGACGCCUUCACUGCCUCGAAAGCUGCCGAUAUAGCUAAGCCCUUGAAAGAUGCUCAGAUUCCAUACAAGAUUCACAUAGUSAAGGAUCAUGAUAUGAGAGAGAGGCUGUGUUUGGAAGUGGAGAGAUUGGGACUGAAUGCCCUGAUCAUGGGCAGUCGGGGUUUUGGUGCAGCAAAGCGCGGAAACGACGGCGGGCUCGGGAGCGUGAGCGAUUACUGCGUUCAUCAUUGUGUGUGUCCUGUGGUGGUGGUGCGUUUUCCGGAUGAGAAGGAUGUGAUCGGGAGCGGUGGUGGUUCUGUGGUGCCGAAGGCGAAGGAAGUCGCCGCCCAGAAAAAGUCUGUAACUGAGGAAGCGGAGUCUAAAGCCACAGGUGUUUAGCAGAUAAUAUCCAAAUCAGAGACUGAUUUCCCCACGUGCAAUUUGUGUUGAAAAGCUUGCAUGUGUCAUCCUGAUUAGCUGAGGUGCAAACUGGAUUGUUGUUGUUUUUGAGUCUGAAUUACAGAGCCCCUGUUUUCAGAGACGAAGAAACCACGAAUAAGAAAAUAAUGUCUGAAAGAUUUGAAGUUGAUGUCUGGCCUUUCGUUACGAUGUCAAUAAUAUUUGCUUUCUUCUGCCAUGUUUAUUUMUGUGGUUGCAAAUGCAAAUUACUGAAAUCCUGGAACAAGUUUGAUUUGAUAUGUUGCUUGAUUUUCUCUUUAAUGGUUGAACUGUGAAAUAUACCCACUUCCUUUGUGCCAA
Molecule: messenger RNA, 1205 nt
Organism: Momordica charantia (bitter melon)
Lineage: Eukaryota; Viridiplantae; Streptophyta; Magnoliopsida; Cucurbitales; Cucurbitaceae
Product: universal stress protein PHOS32
Source: RefSeq, a predicted model, not a curated record